AAACGUCGUACGCUUCUUUCCGUAAAUUUAAGUAGCCAUUGGUGGAUUGAGUUAGCCACAAAACAGUUAGAACGACAAAAUGAAGAUUGAAGAAGUUAAAAGCACGGUCAAAACCCAGCGUAUUGCCGCUCAUAGCCACGUGAAGGGGCUGGGUCUGGACGAGAAUGGUGUUCCGUUGCAGAUGGGUUCCGGUUUGGUCGGACAGAAAGAUUCCCGAGAAGCCGCCGGCGUUGUGGUGGAUCUAAUUAAGUCGAAGAAAAUGUCCGGCAGGGCACUGCUGCUUGCGGGACCACCGGGUACUGGUAAAACUGCGAUCGCUCUAGCGAUUGCACAGGAGCUGGGCAACAAGGUACCGUUCUGUCCGAUGGUCGGCUCGGAGGUGUUCAGUAACGAGAUAAAGAAAACAGAGGUACUAAUGGAGAACUUCCGCCGAUCGAUCGGGCUGCGUAUUCGUGAAACGAAAGAGGUGUACGAGGGCGAAGUGACCGAACUGACGCCGGUCGAAACGGAGAAUCCGAUGGGAGGAUACGGUAAAACUAUCAGCAAUGUAGUGAUCGGUUUAAAAACGGCCAAAGGAACAAAACAGCUUAAGCUGGAUCCCAGCAUUUACGAGACGCUGCAACGCGAAAAGGUCGAAGUAGGGGACGUGAUUUAUAUCGAAGCUAACAGCGGUGCUGUGAAACGGCAAGGCCGUAGCGACAAUUUUGCUACCGAGUUUGAUUUGGAAACGGAAGAGUACGUGCCAUUGCCCAAGGGUGAAGUACACAAGAAGAAAGAAGUCGUCCAGGAUGUGACGCUGCACGAUUUGGAUGCGGCGAAUGCACGGCCUCAGGGUGGACAAGAUGUCCUCUCGAUCGUAGGACAGAUGAUGAAACCAAAAAAGACAGAAAUCACGGAUAAGCUGCGUACGGAGAUCAACAAAAUCGUGAACAAGUACAUCGACCAGGGAAUAGCUGAACUGGUACCCGGUGUCCUGUUCAUCGAUGAGGUGCACAUGCUCGAUCUUGAAUGUUUCACAUAUUUACAUAAAUCUCUCGAAUCUGCCAUCGCGCCGAUCGUCAUCUUUGCCACUAAUCGCGGACGGUGCGUGAUUCGAGGUACAGAUGACAUAGUUUCGCCUCAUGGUAUUCCGCUGGAUCUACUGGAUCGCCUGUUGAUCGUUCGUACGGCCCCAUACAACAUGGGUGAGAUGGAACAGAUCAUACGGCUGCGGGCCCAAACGGAGGGACUGAACGUGGAGGAUGCAGCUAUUCAGGCGCUGAGUGAAAUCGGAUCCAACACGACACUCCGCUACGCAGUGCAGCUUCUUACACCGGCAAACCAGACGAGCAAAGUUAAUGGACGCACGCAGAUCACGAAAGACGACAUUAUGGAUGUGCAUUCGCUGUUUUUAGAUGCGAAACGUUCGGCAAAGUUCUUGCAGGAAGAAAACACUAAGUAUAUGUUGUAAGGAUCCUACGUGGGUCGAAUUGAUUUUAAAGGGUAUUCAUCUGCUGAUUU
Molecule: messenger RNA, 1500 nt
Organism: Anopheles nili
Lineage: Eukaryota; Metazoa; Arthropoda; Insecta; Diptera; Culicidae
Gene: pont
Product: ruvB-like helicase 1
Exons: 1
Coding region: 80-1450 (456 amino acids)
Biological process (GO): box C/D snoRNP assembly; chromatin remodeling; regulation of transcription by RNA polymerase II
Cellular component (GO): NuA4 histone acetyltransferase complex; Swr1 complex; Ino80 complex
Molecular function (GO): DNA helicase activity; ATP binding; ATP hydrolysis activity
Source: RefSeq, a predicted model, not a curated record